Exophiala bonariae is the source of this 267-nucleotide messenger RNA. RefSeq lists its product as uncharacterized. The transcript has a single exon. The record is from RefSeq and is a predicted model, not a curated record. Lineage: Eukaryota; Fungi; Ascomycota; Eurotiomycetes; Chaetothyriales; Herpotrichiellaceae. Bases 1 to 267 code for a protein of 88 amino acids.
AUGAAAUACAUGGUUAUCGAACACUUCCGCGACAACGACGCACGACCCGUAUACGCACGGUUCCGUUUACAGGGCCGGCUCGCCCCCACAGGGCUGAAGUACGUCGCGAGCUGGGUGACGUUGGACCUCACGACGUGUUACCAGGUGAUGGAGGGCGAACGGGUGGACUUGGAUGUGUGGAUGCGGAACUGGGACGACCUGGUCGAGUUUGAGGUCGUCGAGGUCAUGGAAAGUCAGAAAGCGAGCGAGGCUGUUAGUAACGGGUAG